GUGAGAAGAGACAGAGGACAGAGAAGACUGGUCGUGCUCAGAGCUGCUUCACCUUCAUCUCUUCUCCAACAGAUAAACGACUCAGAGGCUGAUCAGACAGACUGAGAGAUCAGAGCUGCUGUACCUGAUUCACCAAACAGAAAACUCACAAGGUUCUCCAUCUCAACUCCUGGGAAGCCGUUACCAUGGCAACCCAUGUUUGAACUUGUCUUUACUGCAGAUAUGCCUCAUCCAAAUAUGGGAACAUCAUUUCCAUAAGUGAUUUAAUCAAACCAGGACAUCCCAAUAUCUACCAGCUGAAACCAAAGAAAGAAGACGUUCAACCUCCGAGAACAAAGAAAGAGAACAUUGGAACUCUGACAAGAAUGACUCUUGGUGAAAAAAGUCAAAACAAGAAUAACAAAACCAUCUUACUUGUUGGUGAAACAGGAUCAGGAAAAUCUACUCUGAUCAACGCUCUGGUCAACUACGCCAUGGGAGUGAAGUGGGAUGAUGAUAUCUGGUUUAAGAUCGUAGAGGAGGAGAAGAGAAGUCAAUCAAGAAGUCAGACAUCAGAUGUGAUCGUGUACCAGAUCUUUGGAUUUGAAGGUAAACCUCUGCCCUACUCUCUGACCAUCAUCGAUACUCCUGGAUAUGGAACCACUGAUGGGAUCGAACAUGAUGACAUCAUCAGUCAAAGAUUAACUGACUUGUUCCAGUCAGACGAUGGAGUUCAUGAGAUUAAUGCAGUGGGUCUGGUGAUGAAAGGGAGUGAGAAUCGACUGAGUGACCGACUGAGGUACAUCUUUGAUUCAGUGAUCUCUCUGUUUGGAAAAGACCUGGAGAAGAACAUUGUUGCCCUCAUCUCACACUCAGAUGGUGUGACACCUGAAAAUGUUCUGAAAGCUCUUGAGGAUGCAAAAAUUAAAUGUGCCAAAGACGAAGAUGGUGAGCGUGUUCAUUUUAUGUUCAACAACCACCAGAGCAGAGAGAAAACAAAGAAAAAUAAGGAUGCUCUAAAAGCUGCAUGGGUAAUGACAAUUAACCAUAUGGGUGAAUUUGCUGAUUUCCUGACUCAACAAUCCUAUCAGAGCCUGAUGACAACUAUUAAAGUUAUGAAAUCCCAAACCAGACUGACAGCCUGCAUCAACAACCUGCAGGAGAGCAUCAAGGAUAUUGAUCUAAAACAGAAUGAAAUCCAUCAGACUGAGGAAGCUCUGAAGAAACAUGAAGAAGAGAUGAAGAAGAAUAAGAAGUUCACUGAAGAAGUUGAUGAGCCGUACAGAGUUAAACAAAGAGUUGUAAGAGAGAGGAGGUUGUGGGCACUUAGUUUAAAUUAUGGAGGAGCUGUCUGCUGUACUGUCUGUAAGGAGAACUGUCACUAUCCAUGCACAAUGGCCUGGUAUCCAGAACACUGUGAUGUCAUGAAAGAUGGCCGCUGCACUGUCUGUACCGGGAAGUGUCCUGCAUCAGUUCAUGUGAAGGAAGAACAAUGCACUGACUGUGAGGGUGAGUGUUCAGAUGAAUCAAGGCAUCCCAAAAACCCCUGGAUCUAUGUGACCAAGACAAGGAAAGUUAAGACGACUCUAACGGAUAGGAAGGAGAACUAUGAAAAGAACAAGGCAGAAAGUGAGGACAAGUCAAGCCUUUUGGAAACUCUUAAAAAAGACAUGGAAGCACUUCAGCAAGAAAAAGAUCGGUUGUUGGAAAAGUCCUUUCAGCAUGUUGUCAAAUUGGAGCAGAUCGCCCUGAAUGUAAAUUCACUGUCCACUCAUGUCCAGUUGGACAUCCUGAUUGAGGAGAUGAAGGAGAAAGGAGAUGCAGUGAAGGAGAAAAAACUGCAAGAGAUGAAAAGUAAAAUGGAUAAAGAUGAAGGAAUCAAGGCAGCGCUGCGCUACAAGUCUGGUAAACUAAGAGAUUAAUAAUUGGUGUUGGUAAAGAAGUAGUGAUGAAGUAGAUGAACAGAAUCACUGAGAGCAGACAGCUGUGUAGAAAACAAGUUCCACACUGAUGAUCCAAUGUUUCAUUAUAGUUGUAUUAAAUUAAUCUAUAAAAUGUGAUGAGAUUAAAAAUGUAAUCAUCUUUUAUAUGUUAAAUGUGUAAUUCCUGGAAACAGCGCCCUCUGUGAUGUAAUAACUGUUUCUGUUUGUGUUGUAUUUGUUUCAUGUUUUAUCAUCAUAAAUUACUACAGAUUAGAGAACAGCUCUGGUUUUAAAUGCAGUGAGGACC
Perca fluviatilis (European perch) is the source of this 2208-nucleotide messenger RNA. RefSeq lists its product as uncharacterized. The record is from RefSeq and is a predicted model, not a curated record. NCBI's taxonomy places the organism in Eukaryota, Metazoa, Chordata, Actinopteri, Perciformes, Percidae. The coding region runs from base 366 to 1901 and encodes 511 amino acids. Gene Ontology annotation, molecular function: GTP binding. The transcript has 4 exons.